Messenger RNA from Monopterus albus (swamp eel), 920 nucleotides. It is a transcript of the gene clec3ba, whose product is annotated as C-type lectin domain family 3, member Ba. NCBI's taxonomy places the organism in Eukaryota, Metazoa, Chordata, Actinopteri, Synbranchiformes, Synbranchidae. The transcript is spliced from 3 exons. Gene Ontology annotation, biological process: bone mineralization; ossification. The record is from RefSeq and is a predicted model, not a curated record. Bases 82 to 681 code for a protein of 199 amino acids.
GUCAGAGCUGUGAGGAGCUUGUUGUGGUGCUGCACCAAAACAGUUUCUUUACAGUGAAUUUAAAGUGCUUUUUCAAGUGUAAUGGAUGCUAGAGGCCUUUGGCUGAUGUGUUGCCUUCUCCUGCUGCUGGCAUACUGUACACUCCAGCAGAGCUCCUCGAGGAAAAGGAAUGGCAAGAAAGAUUCCGUGAACAACACCGCAAUUGAGGAGUUGAAGAAACAGAUAAAUAACAUUGUUCAAGACCUGAAUUUGUUGAAAGAGCAGCAAGCUUUACAGUCAGUUUGCCUGCGAGGCACAAAGAUCCUUGGCAAGUGUUUCCUGGCUAACCCAGUGAAGAAGACCUUCCACGCAGCCAGCGAUGACUGCAUCGCCAAAGGAGGCAGCCUGAGCACCCCUCUGACAGGAGAUGAGAAUGACCAGCUCUACAGCUAUGUUCGACAGAGUAUUGGCCCCGAGGAGCACAUCUGGUUGGGCAUCAAUGACAUGGUGACCGAUGGCCACUGGGUGGACCAGUCAGGGUCCAGUGUGCGCUUCAAGAAUUGGGAAACAGAGAUCACCCUGCAGCCAGACGGAGGGCGCAGCCAGAACUGUGCCAUCCUCUCUGCUACAGCCAACGGGAAAUGGUUUGAUGAGAGCUGCCGAGCUGAAAAGGCCUCAGUGUGUGAGUUCAAUAUCAUCUGAGGGCUGCUCCCUGACAACACUCUGUGCAGAUAAACACUCAUAUGAACAGCUUGCACAAAAGAGUGGAACAUUUAUCAGGUACAUGUAUGCAAUAUACUGAAAAUAACAUGCUGCAUCUUUCUUCUCUCAUAUUUCUCUGCUGAGUAACAGUAAUCAGCAGCUUUUCUGUGACACUUUUAUUUCCAUUUCUGAAUGUCAUAUUAUGCUGCUCAUAUUGCAUUAUCUUAAUAAACAUGUGU